Messenger RNA from Rhodofomes roseus, 1041 nucleotides. RefSeq lists its product as uncharacterized. The coding region runs from base 1 to 1041 and encodes 346 amino acids. The transcript is spliced from 10 exons. The record is from RefSeq and is a predicted model, not a curated record. NCBI's taxonomy places the organism in Eukaryota, Fungi, Basidiomycota, Agaricomycetes, Polyporales, Fomitopsidaceae.
AUGUCUGACGAUGCCACCGCCGCAAUCAUCUCCAUAGUCAACAGUCAAUACGUUCAGAACUGUUGCAACUUCGCUGCAUUCGCGAUCUACCUAUACGACUGUGCCAUCACGUUCGGUGAUCAGAUCGACUUCAUAUGGCGGCGAAAGUUUUCAGGAGUAACGGCAUUGUUCGCGAUCCUCCAUUUGUCAACCAUUGCGUUAUACGUGCUGUACAUCGUCAUUGUACCCCUCACGGAAUGUCAUCCGUAUGUGCUUUCCCAAAUCCCGAUCCGAGCGCUCACGACGAAUGUGGUCUAUGUGAAGUGCUUGGGUUGCAGACAUAAUACUCCCCUGACAUCGAGUCCGCGCAUAGUGAUCGCUGCUCUCCGUGUCUACGCCAUCAACGGGCGGGACUGGCGGCUCCCCACGCUCAUCUUCUGUCUCGCGUUCGUGACUUUGGCGAGCACUGCCACGUGCGUGAUUCUACACGUUGAGUCGAGUAACGCCGCAGCUCACCCGUUCUCGCCCCACUGGACAGUGUCCAUCGUCGCAUCAUCGUGCUUCAUUGCAUCCGAGGCCCUCGUUCUGUUCAGCACCUGGUGGCACACCUACGGCAUGAAGAGACUCGCUAGGCAGAUCAACCAGGAGGUCUCGCUGACGUACCUCAUGCUUCGAGAUGGUACGAUAUACUUCGUCAUGUUGUUCGUUCUGGAGAUAUUCUCCACCAUUGGUCAAUACGUAACCGUACUCGCGGGCGUCCCGGGGUUCACAUUUGCGCUCGAGACCGUCGUCCUCUCCCGCUUCCUUCUUGACCUCCGGCGAACCGCACUCCGACUCUCAGUCGCCGCAGGACCAAGGGCAGGCGAAUCUUCGACAUCUGCCUCCGGGUCGCUCAUCGACCUGUCUGAGCUACGGUUCAACUCGCGCAUCCUCGGGAGCCUUGGGGGUUCCUUGGCGCUGGGCUCGAGCGACGAAGAGUCGGAUGGGAUAUUGGGCAGUCUUGACGGGAGCACGGAUGUAGACGACCCCGACCAGAUCAAGGAGGUUGCCGCGCAGCGAUAG